AUGGCCCAGGGGGUCCAGCCCAACCCAGUGCUGAGCUCUCUGCGACACAGCUGGUCCUGCUCGCUCUCCAAGAUGCUGUUUUGGCACAACCAGCUGGAGCACCUGUGGCUGAGCCCCAGGGAGCUGUACCAUGGGCCUCCAAGCAGCUUGCUCAGCGAGGCCUUGCCCUUACCUUACCUGAAGCAGGAAGAGCUGGCCAACAUCCCCCGAGCGGAGCAGCCCUGCCCCGCGUUCCAGUACGUGCUCUGCGCAGCCACGUCCACAGCCAUGCCACCGGCUGUGAAGCAGCAUGAGGAGACCCUCACCUACCUGAACCAGGGUGCACUGGGCCUGGGGAUGGAGAGGGGCGAGCGGGGUGCUAGCCAGUCCUAUGAGGUACGGAUGCUCUGCAACCCCAAACUGGUCAAUGCCACCCAGGAGCCCCGGCUGCUGAAGAGCGUGGUGCGUGUGGUUUUCCACGACCGGCGCCUGCAGUACACUGAGCAGCAACAGCUGGACGAUAUCCCUCUGUCUGUGGGGGUGCUGGAACCCCAAGUGCUGUCCUCACAACUGAACACCGUGGAGUUUUAUUGGGACCCGACCAAGAGGACCUCUCUCUUCCUGCAGGUUCACUGCAUCAGCACUGAGUUCACUCUUUGGAAAAAAGGUGGGGAGAAAGGCGUCCCCUUCCGCCUCCAGAUCGACACUUUCAAGCCCAGUGACAAGGAGCUUCCGCUGGAGCACCUGCAUUCAGCUGGCUGCCUCGUCAAGGUGUUUAAGCCCAAAGGAGCUGACCGGAAACUGAAAACUGACCAGGAGAAGAUUGAGAAACAGCCCGUGCAUGAGAGAAACAAGUAUCAGACAGCCUGUGAGAGCACCAUCUUCAUGGAGUGUUCACCGUGGCCAGAGCCCGUUUCAGGGGCCCACCGGCCUCUGAGCCCUUUUGCUCUGACCUCUCCCCCACUCCUGCAAGCUCCUGUCCCCGGAGAGGCACUGAUCUACUGAAGCUUACUCCCCAGGACCUUAUUCAGAUCUGUGGAGCUGCUGACAGGAUCCGCCUUUUCAAUACUCUCAGAGCCAGGUGGUUCAGAAUCUUAAGGAUGAAUCAUACUCUGUGGCUGUGGCGAAGAAAGCAAGUCGCUGGAACCCCUGAGACAAGCUGAGCUGAGCUGGCCAAGCCUGUGAGGCAAACACCCUGGCAAUAUGGAUAAGCAACUCUUGCCCGAAGCUGCUCAACUACAGCUAUUCUUGAACAGUGAGGUUAUAUGGCUUAAUUUUUUUUAAUGUAGUUGAAUUAAAAUCUUAAUUUUGUGUUU
This is a messenger RNA of Bubalus bubalis (water buffalo), 1295 nucleotides long. RefSeq names its product transcription factor CP2-like protein 1. Gene Ontology annotation, molecular function: DNA-binding transcription activator activity, RNA polymerase II-specific; RNA polymerase II cis-regulatory region sequence-specific DNA binding. Gene Ontology annotation, cellular component: nucleus. Bases 1 to 984 code for a protein of 327 amino acids. Gene Ontology annotation, biological process: regulation of transcription by RNA polymerase II. The transcript is spliced from 11 exons. The record is from RefSeq and is a predicted model, not a curated record. NCBI's taxonomy places the organism in Eukaryota, Metazoa, Chordata, Mammalia, Artiodactyla, Bovidae.